CCGAAAGGCUAUUGCUAUUUGCUCUCGAGGGAAGGGAGCCAGCGAGCCCCCAAAGGCCCAAACCCUUCCUUCCUUCGGGUCGCGUCCAGAGGCGGCGAGCGCGCGCGGGAGCCGACGCCCGUCACCUCCUCCCCCAUCGGAUCCAGCGCCGCGCGGAUCGGCACGGCAACCAAUGGCUUCCUCCCCGGCGGCGGAGGCCCCGGCCGAGGUAAAGGAGACGGAGGCGGAGGGGAAGGGGAUGGAGAAGAAGCGGGGAGGGGUGCUGGGGCGGGCGUGGCGGGCGCUCUUCGGCGGCCGCGAGGACUUCGAGAAGCGGCUGCAGUACCUGUCCAAGGAGGAGGCCGCCGUGCACGCGCGGAUGCGCCGCCGGACGCAGUUCUCCCGCCGCGCCGUGCGCAACCUCAUCGUCAUCUCCGUCCUCGCUGAGGUGUUGGCUGUUGUUUAUGCUAUCAUGGUGAGAAAAAAUGAGGAUCAAACUUGGCGAAUGAGGGCAUUUCGAGUGCUGCCUAUGUUCAUUCUGCCUGCUGUAGCUUCUGUGAUAUAUUCAACAGUUGUAAACUUCACAAGGAUGCUUGAACGGAAAGACCAGAAGACCCUUGAAAAGUUGAGGGCUGAGAGGAAAGCCAAGAUUGAUGAGCUUAAAGAGAGAACAAAUUAUUAUCGUACCCAACAGCUUAUUCAGAAAUAUGAUCUCGAUCCAGCUGCAAAGGCUGCGGCAGCUUCAGUUUUGGCAUCUAAGCUUGGGGAGGAGACUGGCUUAAAAGUUAAUGUUGGAGAAGAACCAAAGUUGGAUCUAGCAGUGGCUAGAAGCAACGAUGUUGAGAUAUUGCCAUCAGAUGGGUUGAGAAACAGGAAGCAACCCAAUGUAAGAGGCAGCAGGAGUGGGAACACCACAGCUGCUCAUAGCCCAGUACAGGGAGCUGAAUCCAGUCCAUCUGCUAGUGCUGGCCUGGAAACUGCACCGCCAGCUCCAAUGGUGGUAGAACAUCAUCAAGGCUCAGGGGCAAGUGAUGUUGGAUGGAUUGCAAAAAUUGCUGCCUUACUUGUGGGGGAAGACCCAUCACAGUCGUAUGCUUUGAUCUGUGGCAACUGCCAUAUGCAUAAUGGCUUGGCCCGGAAGGAAGAUUACCCACAUAUUACGUACUACUGCCCACAUUGUCAUGCAUUGAACACAUCAAAGCAAUCCAUGGGGCAAUACUCAGGCUCCAACUCAGGCCGGUCGACCCCAGUUGUUCCUGCUGAUGGAAUAUCCGCUUCCAGUUCAGCACAAGAUAGUGAAUCGAGUAACCUGACCACACUGCAGGAGCUGCCAAAGGAAGGAAAUGCGGAGAAGCAAGAAGUGGAUGCAAGUUAAUGGUUCAUAAACUGUUACUGUUGAUCUGUGUGAAAUUAGUUAAUCUUUUUGCCGUAUGUUGUCAUGUUUUAUCUGGUCGGAGCCACAGAUGUAGCACUGUUGUAAAUUGGAAAAUAGUGACUGAUACGAUCCAGAGCAGCCUAGCACCCAAAAAGAAAAGAAAAAUGAGCCAUGGCGUGGCCAUCCACAAGUGGAUUAAUUUUGUUGUUAACAGAGUGAAGACUACCUGCUGCGUGACAAGAUGAGGCGGAAAAGCUAUGGGAUUGAGGCGAACAGGUCAGUUGCAUAACGUUCAGACAUGAUGGUGGUGUAAAAACAUAGUGUUACGGGUCAACGCUCCAUUUUCUAUUUUGCCCAUAUGUAUUGCAGUUACUCAUUCGGAGACGAGGAACGUGGUGAAAUUUUGGAUUUGUCCAAACCUCGUUCACUUCUUUCUUGUGAUGUUUGUAACCUUACACCUUGCAGCAUUUCGUCAGCAAUGAUCGAGUUCUUAUGAUGUUUGAAACCUUA
Messenger RNA from Phragmites australis (common reed), 1864 nucleotides. RefSeq lists its product as uncharacterized. NCBI's taxonomy places the organism in Eukaryota, Viridiplantae, Streptophyta, Magnoliopsida, Poales, Poaceae. The transcript is spliced from 5 exons. Gene Ontology annotation, biological process: endoplasmic reticulum tubular network organization. The record is from RefSeq and is a predicted model, not a curated record. Bases 173 to 1354 code for a protein of 393 amino acids. Gene Ontology annotation, cellular component: endoplasmic reticulum tubular network.